Messenger RNA from Vidua chalybeata, 2051 nucleotides. Its product is annotated as SITS-binding protein-like. The record is from RefSeq and is a predicted model, not a curated record. Bases 1 to 2049 code for a protein of 682 amino acids. NCBI's taxonomy places the organism in Eukaryota, Metazoa, Chordata, Aves, Passeriformes, Viduidae. The transcript has 10 exons.
AUGCCCCUCUCCCGCCACACCGGCCAAAUCCCGGAGUCCACCUGGACUUUGGGCUUCAGGGAGAUGACGGAGCCCUGGAAAGGCGCCGUGGGCUGCCUCGGCGUGGCCGUCUUCUUCGCCAUGACCAUCGGCAUCAUCUCUUGGCAGGCGCUGGAGCAGUCCCCGGAGGAGUGGGUGCUGCGGGGCCGGGACGCGGGGAUGCUGUGGGAGCGCGGCCGCGGGGCGCUGCUGCUGCGGGCGCUGCCGGCCGGCCGGCCCGUGCUGGCCAUCGCCGUGGGCAGCGUGCCGGCCACCGAGCCCCCGCCGCCCCGGGACCGCUGCUGGCACGACGGCGGCCAGUUCUGCUAUUCCUGGGAGGAGGACGCCGAGCUCCGGCUCUCCCUGGAGCCGCCGGCAGCCCCCGGAACCGAGUGCUACGGCGUCCGCUGGACCCCGCUGCGCCCCGACGUGACCCUGAAGGACUGUUUUUCCAUGGCCAAUGUCUCCUGGUAUGGAGGGCCGAGCAUCCGUGCCCAGCGCUGGCCCCUCAACGGCGCCGAGAGCCCCGCGCAGCCCUUGGUCAGCGGCGACCUCAGCACAAACCCCGCCGGCUUCGGGCCCAUCCUGGAGAGGUACUUCCUGGGAUCCACAGGAGUGACGGUGACAGUGGCUCCCGACGUGUCCCUGCUCCUGUCUGUGGAGAGCCACCGGCAGUUCUGCCUGGAGACGCCAGCGGGGCGAGAGGAACCCCUGCACUACCGGCUCUGUGUCAGCGCCGACGUGGCGGCCGCCCGCCGGCACACGGCCAGCGCUCCGGCGGGAGCAGCUCGGACACCGCCGGACACCGCGCUCCUGGGGUCUCCGAUCUGGCGCUACCACGGCCCGGAGGGUUCUGCCGCCAAAAUCAAGCGAGGCCUGAGGUCACUGGUGAGGAGGCUGAAGCGGCAUCGCCUUCAGGAGGGCGUCGUGGCCCUGGGGGAGCGCGGCACCGCCGUCCUCGCUGCUGUGGACCUCGUGCCCUCGGAGCGCAGGAAGAGGCAGGCCCCGGCGCUGGUGGAACCUCUGGAGCUCUCCAUCACGCUGUCCCCAUAUGCUGGUGUCACCUCCCCGCUCUUCCUGCGCUCCCUGCGUGGUGGUGAGGCCACGGGAUACUGGCUCAGCCGCCAGCCCCGACCCGGGGCCAGCUCGAUCCCGCUGCUGACCACCUGGAAGGGGCAGCUCUGUGCCCGCCUGAAUGUCACCAGCGAGGUAGCGCUGGGCUGGUACCUGGCUCGUGCCCGGCGCCUGCGGCAGGCGCUGGGGGCCACCUACAUGGCCUUCGAGGGAGUCGAGGGCAAUUCCUUCCUGGAGCAGGAUGUCCCUGCUCCCGCCGAGCUGGCGGGUGAUGGAUACACCGAAGUGCUGGCGGCGGCGCUGGCGACGCUGGGCAAUGGCACCGUCAUCAGCGCUGGGAGCAGAUCCAGUCACCUCCCACUGUUUGUCCAGAUGAGCCCCCUGCGCUCUGACUGGAGCCACGCUGGGCUGAAGGGGCUCAUCCCCUCCGUGCUGCACUACAGCCUCCUGGGCUACAACUUCUUCAUCCCUGAUGCAGUAGGAGGGAGCGUGGCUGGAGCCACCCAGGGGGACACGGAGCUGUUUGUGAGGUGGCUGCAGAUUGUGACAUUCCUACCCGUGAUGGCCUUUGGGACCCCGCCCUGGCUCUGCUGUGAUGCCUGGGUCCUGAAUCUGACCCGCCAGUGCAUCCAGAGGCACCGGGACUUUGUUGUUCCACUGCUCCUAAAAUACAGUGAGGAGUGGCAGAGUUUGGGAUACCCCAUCUUCCGUCCUGCCUGGUGGCUCAGCCCCACAGAUCCAGUUGCAUUCACCAUAGAGGAUGAGUUUCUCAUUGGAGAUGAGGUCCUGGUUGCUCCAAUAACAGAAAAGGGACAAAUGUGGAGGGAUAUCUACCUGCCAGGAGAGGGGCACCUCUGGCUGGACACCAACAGUGCCCGAGUGUUUGAUGGUGGCACCACGCUCAGGAAUUACUCUGCCAGCCUGGCCGAGGUGCCGGUAUUUGUAAAGACCUCCUGAAU